AUGGAUGUAGUUGUGCUUGGUUGCGGUCCGUCGUCCUCCGUGCCAUCCAUGCGUUGUAUCCUAAGUCAGAAUUGCGCAGUGUGUCUCGAAGCACAUACGAAUCCAGACUCAAAGAACCGUCGACUUAACCCGAGUCUACUCGUUCGAAACUUGACAACGAAGACGAACGUUCUCAUUGAUUGUGGCAAAACCUUUCGUGAAGCCGCACUUCGAAUCUUUCCUACGAUUGGCGUCUCGGCUAUUCACUCACUCACCAAGGAGCUAUACAAGAUCCCUCCUAAAGCUAUCAAGGUGCACUGCAGUGAAUGCACAAGUCACGACGUGAUUGUCAAGUUCCCGUACUUGAUUGAUAAUGAACCUUUGCCUUCACUUGAUGAGGCAGUACCGAAACCAUUUCGAUGGACCGCCAAGCUUCAAGUUGACCCGUUCAAUUCGUGGGAACCGUUUGAAGCUUGUGACCUCAAGUUUCUGCCGUUCCCAGUGAUUCAUGGAGCAGGAUACACGUCGUUCGGAUUCGAGUUUGGAUCUGAAGUUGGUGCACGGGUCGUCUACAUUUCUGACGUGAGCGAGAUCCCCGACGAGACCAAAGCUUUCUUAAAUGAUGCAAGCAAACCUCAGAUCGAUGUUUUGCUGAUCGACGCACUUUAUUUGGAAAAAUACCACAGCACGCACAUGAACUUGCAAAAGGUCAUGGAAGAAAUUGUGACCUUCAAGCCGAAGCGAUUGUUGCUUACAGGCAUGAGCCAUGACUUUGAUUACCCGAAACAUAGUAUUGAAUUGCCCAAGAUGGGUCACGAGAAGGGUCUGAAUAUCGAAAUGACUUAUGACGGAUUGCGUAUCGCUUUCCCUUGA
Peronospora farinosa is the source of this 852-nucleotide messenger RNA. The record is from the annotation of a GenBank genome assembly. NCBI's taxonomy places the organism in Eukaryota, Oomycota, Peronosporomycetes, Peronosporales, Peronosporaceae.